Molecule: messenger RNA, 717 nt
Organism: Strongyloides ratti
Lineage: Eukaryota; Metazoa; Nematoda; Chromadorea; Rhabditida; Strongyloididae
Product: RNA exonuclease 4
Exons: 2
Coding region: 1-717 (238 amino acids)
Biological process (GO): rRNA processing
Cellular component (GO): nucleus
Molecular function (GO): 3'-5' exonuclease activity; nucleic acid binding
Source: RefSeq, a predicted model, not a curated record
AUGUCGGGAGAUAAAAAUUUUAAUGGCAACUCAAUUGAGAUAUUGGAUUCAAAAAUUGAAAAUAAUAAAGAUUGUCAAGAAUUAAAGGAUUUACAUAGUAUUGAAUAUCUUUAUCAGUGUGAUUUUACAGAAAUUGGUGGCGUUGUUAAUAUUGAAAAUGUAACUAAUAUUGUUGCAUUGGACUGUGAAUUUGUCGGAGUUGGAAUCAAGGGAAAAAAUAAUGCUUUGGCUCGAGUUUCUAUUGUCAGUGACAAAAGAGAAAUCAUUUAUGACAAGUAUGUUAAAGUGUUAGAACCAGUUGUUGAUUAUAGAACUUAUGUUAGUGGAAUUACUCCCAAGCAUUUGGAGAAAGGUGAAAACUACUUUACUGUCAGAAAUGAAGUCAAAUGCAUUUUAGAUGGGAGAAUUAUCGUUGGUCAUGAUCUACGAUCAGAUCUUAAAGCUUUAAAGAUGCCUCAUUUUCCAAAUUCUUAUAUCCGUGAUACAGCACGUUUUCCAGGAUUUGAUAAAUAUAAAUCUGAUAGAGAAAGAUCCAUUUCUCUUAAAAAUCUAAUGAAAAGAGUCUUUCAAAUUGACAUCCAAAGAGGUUCACAUGAUUCUGUUGAAGAUGCAAAAAGUGCCAUGAGACUUUAUAACACAUAUAAAAAUGAUUUUGAAUGCCGAUAUUCUGCAUCCAAAUACUCGAAAAAUUUACAAAUAUCACUUAAAGAUUAUUAA